ACGAAAGAGCAGGAUUGAUUCAUGAAUGGAUUAGCAAAAUUAAUUUUAAGGAUGUGAUCAAAACAAGUGCAUAUAUGUACAAAACAGGAUCCAUCAUUCUUCUCAUUUUGGUGGUCACAUGCAGCGGCUUGCCAUGGGUGAUACAAUUUUCAAAGAUGACAUUGUGCAAAGGACAGGACGCAAGGUUUAACUGGCAUCACAAGCUUCCACCGGCUUCAGAAGUUAAAAACAUGUACUGGAGUAAAGACGAACAUGACAUUGCUAUCUGGGAUGGUCAUGCGUCCACUACGCUGCUUGGGUACCAAGGACGGGCUCUGCCUUUCAUGAACGGCACUCUUAUUCUAAUGUUCUGUCAGCCGAAUGACACGGGCAGUUAUUCAGUGUACAUGACUGUUUUUCAUGAAGUGUCCGGCAAAUCUAAAGUUUUUCGAGCCACUUGUGUGUUAACAGUACAUGAUUGGGUUGCACCAUCCCUUGGAAACGCGCCAGUUGAAAACCACACGACUGACAAGGAGUGUAAAGAGAUUCGAUGUUUUGAAGGUCUGGUUGAUCUGGGAACACCCCCCGUUCAUUUCCAGUGGAAGCAUGGUGAGAUGACUAUCAAUGGAAGCAGACGAGGUAACUAUGGUUACCUGUCUCUGUGCCUGGUCCGGAAACCAGGAAGGUAUUACUGCCAACUGAACGGCGAUGCCCUAAUCUGCCUACCUACGAGUCAUCCUUUAAGAGAGAGAAUUUUAUACACGAUUCCAUAUCACCAUCAAGCAAGUGAUGAAGUUAGCAAUCCGUUAGAAAUGGUAUUGAUCAUGUUUGGAGGGCUUGUUGCCGCCCUGCUUUGUGUAAUCGUUUGUGGGGUGUGGAUGACUUGGAGGAAACAGCACAGAAAGGUUCAAUUGGAAUAUUACAAAGAAACAUACAAGGAGACAAGCCGUAGUAGUUUACUGUCAGAUGUAGAAAUCUCUCCAGCUGACGUGGAAAUGAAGACUUCGGGGCAAACAUUUUCUGAAAAGAGCCAUGGAUCCCGUCGUAAGAGUGUCUCAAACAAGAUGGGUGUGGAGAAUUCUCCACAAGAAUCUCCUAAAAAAAGAUUUAGAUCCAUCCCUAACAGUGCCUCACAUCAGAUGGAUGAAGAAAAUAUUCCACAAACAUCUCAGUUGAAUGUGAAAAAUAAUCUUCGGUCUGAACAAAAUCCUUCUAAAAUGAGCCACAAGGAUAAACACAACAUUGACUCAAAGCCACAAUCUCGUAGAAGAAAGUCAAAAGAUGAACACGACAUUGACUCAAGUCAGUUGCCUGUGGACAACAGUCUAGGGUCUGAACAAAGCACUUCUGUCCAAAAACCUCGCAGAAGAAAGUCAAAAGAUGAACACGACAUUGACUCAAGUCAGUUGCCUGUGGAAAGCACCCUAGGGGUUGAACAAAGCCCUUCUGUCCAAAAACCUCACAGAAGAAAGUCAAAAGAUGAACACGACAUUGACUCAAGUCAGUUGCCUGUGGACAACACCCUAGGGGUUGAACAAAGCCCUUCUGUCCAAAAACCUCGUAGAAGAAAGUCAAAAGAUGAACACGACAUUGACUCAAGUCAGUUGCCUGUGGAAAGCACCCUAGGGGUUGAACAAAGCCCUUCUGUCCAAAAACCUCGCAGAAGAAAGUCAAAAGAUGAACACGACAUUGACUCAAGUCAGUUGCCUGUGGAAAACACCCUAGGGGUUGAACAAAGCCCUUCUGUCCAAACACCUCGCAGAAGAAAGUCAAAAGACGAACACAACAUUGACUCAAGUCAGUUGCCUGUGGAAAACACCCUAAGGUCUGAACAAAGCCCUUCUGUCCAAAAACCUCGCAGAAGAAAGUCAAAAGAUGAACAGAACGUUGACUCAAGUCAGUUGCCAGUGGAAAACACCCUUGGGGUUGAACAAAGCCCUUCUGUUCAAAAACCUCGCAGAAGAAAGUCAAAAGAUGAACAGAACGUUGACUCAAGUCAGUUGCCAGUGGAAAACACCCUUGGGGUUGAACAAAGCCCUUCUGUUCAAAAACCUCGCAGAAGAAAGUCAAAAGAUGAACACAAUGUUGACUCAAGUCAGUUGCCUGUGGACAACACCCUAGGGGUUGAACAAAGCCCUUCUGUCCAAAAACCUCGCAGAAGAAAGUCAAAAGAUGAACAGAACGUUGACUCAAGUCAGUUGCCUGUGGAAAACACCCUAGGGUCUGAACAAAGCCCUUCUGUCCCAAAAUCUCGCAGAAAAAAGUCAAAAGAUGAACACAACGUUGACUCAAGUCAGUUGCCUGUGGAAGAGACCCUAGAGUCUGAACAAAGCCCUUCUGUCCAAAAAUCUUCUAAAAGAAGACACAAGGAUGAACACAACAUUGACUCAAAUCCACAAUCUUCUACAAGAAAGGCAAGCGAUGACUCAUAUCCACAAUCUUCUACAAGAAAGGCAAGCGAUGACUCAAAUCCACAAUAUUCUAGAAGAAAGGCAAGCGACGAACCUAACAGUGACUCAAAACAGUUGACUGGAAAAGACCCUAGCAUCUGAAGAAAACCCUUUUGACCAAACUUCUUCUGAAAGGAGUCACAGGGAUGAACAUAACAUUGACUCAGGUUGCCUGUGGAAAAUGCUCUCAGCUCUGAAGAGGAGAAGGAAAUGAAUCCGUCCAAGCAUAAUCCUACUAGCAAGAGCUAAAGUGUACACUAUUCAAUUUCAUUAGGGUGUCGGCAUGGAAACCAUUACUUGUGAAGAAGAAUUUCCCCAGAGAGAUGAGAAAUGAGAUGGUAAAUAAAAGACAGAUGAUU
This is a messenger RNA of Gigantopelta aegis, 2788 nucleotides long. Its product is annotated as serine/arginine repetitive matrix protein 1-like. Lineage: Eukaryota; Metazoa; Mollusca; Gastropoda; Neomphalida; Peltospiridae. Gene Ontology annotation, cellular component: extracellular matrix. The record is from RefSeq and is a predicted model, not a curated record. Gene Ontology annotation, biological process: extracellular matrix organization. The transcript is spliced from 6 exons. The coding region runs from base 75 to 2531 and encodes 818 amino acids.